AUGUCUGUGUGUCGUAGUGGCAGGCUGAGCGUGCAUUACUGGCUCACACUGAUCUCAGGCCUGCUGGAGUGUUUAUGUUUUGCCGGGGUGAUGUUCGGAUGGGCCUCGCUGGUCUUCGUGCUCAAGAGCGACAGUUACUUCAGCUACCUGUGUGUCAACAACACAGUCAACGGCACUGACAUUACAGACUGCAGUAAACAGGAUGAGCAGCUCUCAACCAUCUUCACCAUCGCCUCCUCUGCAAACAACUUCUUCAUGCUGCCCAUCGGCUUCCUGUUUGACCAUUUUGGUACCACGGUGAUUAGACUACUGGGAAUUUCUCUCUACACCACUGGUACCUUUUUGAUAGCGUUCUCAAGUGCUGCAUUGUCGGUCCUUCUUUACCCUGCUCUCACCCUCAUUGCUCUUGGAGGACUAAUCUUCUUAGUCACAAACAUGCAGGUGGGGAAUCUGUUCGGAGCUCAUCGCUCUACUGUCAUCACGGUGUAUAACGGAGCAUUUGAUUCUUCUUCUGCUGUAUUUCUUGUAAUCAAGCUGCUUUAUCAGACUGGAGUAUCUUUCCAUCAUUCCUUCAUCUUCCUGUCCUGCGGCAGCGUGAUUCAUCUGUUCCGCACGUUUCUGCUGAUGCCUCUCAAACACAUUCCUUACCCUCUUCCUGAGAACUACACCUACGGGCUGAGAUGUUGGAAGUCUCGUACCUCAACUGCAACAGAGAACGGCAACCUCCAGACUUCCCAGGAGACGAAAGCACUGUUAGCUGGAAGAAAGAGUUCUCCUCUAGCCACUUCAGAGAAGCCAAAACAAAGCUUUAGGAGCUGCGUCUUUUCUUGGUUCUUCUUGUGGCACGUGCUGUGGCUGUCAGUCAUGCAGCUUAGACACUUGCUGUUCAUUGGGACCCUGAACCCCACGCUUUACCACCUUGCAGCUGGAGACCACCACCUUGUGAGUAGCUACACAAAUGCGUUUGCUUUCACCCAGCUGUGUGGAAUAUUGUGCGCCCCUUGGAACGGGCUCAUUAUGGACCGGCACAAAGGAAAACCCAGAGAAAAAGGUGAGAGUGAGAGCGAGGCCGACCUGAAGGCAACUAUACUAUCUCUGUUUCUGACCGUCGUUCAGUGUCUGCUCUUCUCCCUGUGUGCCACCGUCCCUCUGCUGCCCCUGCAGUACCUCACCUUCGUCCUGCAGGUCAUCAACAGAUCCUUCCUGUACGGAGGAAACGCGGCCUUCCUCAGCGUGGCGUUCCCCUCUGAACAUUUUGGGAAGCUGUAUGGGACAGUGUUGGCUCUCUCGGCUUUCGUGGCACUCCUGCAGUAUCCCUGCUUUGCUCUAAUCAGUGGAGCUCUGCAUGGAAACCCUUCAGCUGUGAACAUCGCUCUGACCAUCCUGAUCUGCGUGGCCUUUAUCCAUCCACUCUUCGUUUAUCUGCACUGCAGGCGACAGGCUGCUGCACGGACCAAAGCCAACACAACCACCACCACCACCACCUUUUAG
Messenger RNA from Trichomycterus rosablanca, 1491 nucleotides. RefSeq names its product solute carrier family 43 member 3b (gene slc43a3b). Gene Ontology annotation, biological process: transmembrane transport. The transcript is spliced from 12 exons. Gene Ontology annotation, molecular function: transmembrane transporter activity. The record is from RefSeq and is a predicted model, not a curated record. Bases 1 to 1491 code for a protein of 496 amino acids. NCBI's taxonomy places the organism in Eukaryota, Metazoa, Chordata, Actinopteri, Siluriformes, Trichomycteridae.